Messenger RNA from Parnassius apollo (apollo), 1023 nucleotides. Lineage: Eukaryota; Metazoa; Arthropoda; Insecta; Lepidoptera; Papilionidae. The record is from the annotation of a GenBank genome assembly.
AUGCCUUUUUGGCUACUUUUCGCGGUUUUCCUGUGUUGUGGAUUGUGUGAGAGUGAGGAGAGUGAUUUAGGAUACGGAUUGAAUAUAGGGAACGCCAUCGACGUGUUUGCUAACUAUGGAGACCUAUCACAAGUUACUCAAGUCGUAUCAGCUGAUUAUGAGGAAGACAAUCCGCCGCACGUGGAACCCUUUAGAGAGAAGAAUAUCCGCGUGUUCCUGAAUGUCAGCAGCAGACAGUCUAGCGGCGACUCAAUGGUCGAUAUGAACAUCUUGCUGUGCGAUACUUUUGACGAUCUCUUGGCGACUUAUUUCCAGAAUUUUCGAAUAGAAGGAACAGACAAACCAUGGAAGGCAUUCCUAGGUGAUUGGAUACUGGAUGAAGUUAUGCGAGCAUUUGGAAUCGAAUACGACACGAAACCAGAUAGCUGUUGCUACGUAUUAGUCAAAUUGACAAAAGUGCACAAGUCCGUCCAAAUAGACGAUUUGCGUAACGUUGCCCUCAAAGAUUACGUGAAACGAGCAAUCGAAAGUUUAAACGUCAGCGACCCCACUGAAGUGAGAAAAUUCAUGAAGAGUUAUGGAACGCAUUACAUCGACUCGUAUGUUACGGGAAAUUUUAUUUAUCAGGUGUUUAAAUAUAAACGGACAGGCUACAAUCUUCUCCGCGCGUACAUACGGCAGCGCAACGCGCGCCAUUCCAGCUCAGACAACCUCAGGUUUUACUUCUCAUCGUAUUUCCUCAAACAAGUUGGUGAAAUUAAGAUAGCCAGCGGAAACAAGACAGUAGAGACGUGGGCAAAAGUAAACCUACGAGACAGUCAAUAUUUAUACUCCAGGCCAAGUCUUCUACGUCUCCAUUACAAUCCUAUUCUAGCUUUCAAGCUUAACGACUUGCUCGGCAAUGGCGCAUUAUUAGGUCUCGGUCUGAAGACCCUGAGACCACUUUUUAAAGAACAAAAUAAAGCAAAAAUGUUUGCGGAAAUAGUUGAGAAUGAUAUGAAACUAUGGGAGGUGAAUUCAUAG